Gasterosteus aculeatus aculeatus (three-spined stickleback) is the source of this 3143-nucleotide messenger RNA. It is a transcript of the gene hpn, whose product is annotated as hepsin. Gene Ontology annotation, cellular component: membrane. NCBI's taxonomy places the organism in Eukaryota, Metazoa, Chordata, Actinopteri, Perciformes, Gasterosteidae. The record is from RefSeq and is a predicted model, not a curated record. Gene Ontology annotation, biological process: proteolysis. Gene Ontology annotation, molecular function: serine-type exopeptidase activity; serine-type endopeptidase activity.
GUCACGUAUUGGUCAAUGGAUGAAGACACAGGAUUGUAUGAUGUCCAGAUAAAUUCUGCUGACCAACGUCUCAGAGUCUUUGACCCGGCCGAGAAGAGGUGGCGCCAGGUGUGUUCUUCCUCAGCCAAUGAGCUGCUAGCUAGCAUCAGCUGUGAAGAAGUGGGCUUCGUCAGUGUGGUGAAUUACUCCGUCUCGUCGGUGCCAGAGGCCAGCGGAGACGGCGGGGAGUUCUUCUGUGUCAGACAGCAGGAGCUCAGCUAUGGCAAAAAAAUCAAAGACGCAUUGUUCCCAUGUGACUGUGAGAGCAGGGAGGUUCUCACACUGUUGUGUCAAGACUGUGGCAGGCGCAGCUUCGCGGCGGACCGCAUCGUUGGCGGUGUGAACGCCAGGCGGGGCAGUUGGCCCUGGCAGGUCAGACUGGAGUACGACGGCGUUCAUCAGUGCGGAGGAACCAUCAUCUCAAACCGCUGGAUUGUGACAGCAGCUCACUGCUUCAGAGCGCAAUAUCGCACCGUCAAUAACUGGCGCGUGAAGCUGGGCUCCAUCUACAGUAAACCAGUCAACGCCAACGUGGUGGAGGUGAACACCAUCGUUUACCACAGCAGCUACCUGCCCUUUGUAGAUGCCAACAUUGAUGACAACAGCAGGGACAUCGCGGUCCUGGCGCUCACCCAGCCCCUCACCUUCAACGAAUGCAUCCAGCCUAUUUGCCUGCCAGCACACGGUCAGAGACUGACAGAUGGGCAGAUGGGAACAGUAACCGGCUGGGGAAAUGUACAAUACCAUGGAGUUCAAGCAGAUAUUCUCCAGGAAGCGAACGUCCCCAUCAUCAGUGACGCUGUCUGCAACGCUCCGGACUACUAUGACAAUCAGAUCACCAGCAGUAUGUUCUGUGCAGGUUAUGAGAAAGGAGGCAUGGAUGCCUGUCAGGGAGACAGCGGCGGCGCCUUUGUGGCAGAGGACUGUCUGUCCAAGACCAAGCGGUAUCGUCUGCUGGGGGUGGUGAGCUGGGGAAUAGGCUGCGCCAUGGCCAAGAAACCCGGCGUCUACACCAGGAUUUCCAGGUUUCUGCCCUGGAUAUCCACGGCCAUGAGGAACUAUCACAACUCACCGGGGCUUCACAAAAUGGCUCGGACAUGAGAUUCCUGCUCCCAUGUUUCCACUUUUUCAACUCUUGGAUGACAAUAUCUAAAGACCUGGAGGUUUGUCAACGGGGGCAGUUGGAAGGAGGGAUGAAAUGCUGUCACUGUUCCAGUGGUGUCCUUCUUACUUAAAACAUUUAUUUAGGAUUAACUUCUUCCUGAACCUUCGAACGCCCACCAGGACCAAACUACUUAAACGAUACCCGACAGAGCUCUUAAAGAAACAUGAAGUUUUAUUUAAGCUGACUUGCAGUGUCCUCAUGAAGUAAAGUAUUGAUUUAUAUUAAAAUCCGUAUACUGGAUUUAGGAUACAAAUAAAUAAAUAAGAUAUAAGGAGAUUAAGUUAAGUUAUAAAUAACCACUAACUGGUGAGCUAUACAGCAGCAUGUUGAAUUGAGACCUGCAGAGGCUCAGGUUGCUCAGGUUCGACUCGAGAACGUUUGAUGAAAACACAGGGAUUUAUUCCAUAAGAGACUUUAUUCUAUUUCUCGAGGUUUUCAUCUUGUUACACAUGCCACUUUCUUCGGUACCAGACUUCCGGCUGCCAGUGUGCAUAGCAAGCAGUGCAUAGCAGACGCCAACGCUUUUAGUACUUUUACAUUGCGCAACACUAAGACGCACAGUAGAUCUAAGGUGUCAAUAAUUUAUGAGUAUUGCUAAUGAGUAGCUAAAAUAUUCCUGGUGACUUUAGCACAUCAAUAUUUUCACAGUGUAAGAAUCUCAUUUUAUUUGUAACUCGUGUGAUAUUUUUAUAGCCUGACAUAUCAUUAAUAAUAAUAAUUCCCACAUGCAGUGGUAAUGAUGAUUCUUGUACUGAAAUCAGUAUUUCGCUAUCGCCUUGUAAAUAUUAGUGAAUGUCUUGUUUGUGUAGUUUAUUUGAGGAAUGUUACAGAUGUCUUCAUGAUCUACAGAUCUUAAUACUAUAAGUGCAUUAACGAUAACAACCUAAAUCAUGUCUUUAGAAAGUAUUUCUUUCAACACUGCACAUAUUGAUUAGCAGAUUGUAAAUUCUGAUGUCACAACAAAUAAACUGUGUAUACUCAUGAUUUUCCAUGACCAAUGUAUAGUAUUAUAUACUAAAACCUCUCUGCUCCUACAGUUAUAUUCAGCAUAAACAACAACAUAUUACAGCAAUGCAUUAUGUUUUCGAUUAGAUAGAUUUGAUUACUUUUAUUGUUCAUUUUCUAGUGGCAUCUACUUGCUAUAUUUGAUUCUUUAUUUUACUAGACAUUCACCUGACACAUUAUUAGAACACCAAGAAAAAGGAUUUUAGGUCAAAUGUGUGUUUCAACCUAAUCUGUGAUCAACAUAACACAGAAAAACCAAGAUAACAGCACAACCACAAAUAUACAACAAGAUACGUUAUCAAAAAAUAUGACGUACCGCUUUUAUAGUGUCGUCACUGAAUCGGUAUUUUGCACAUGGCCAUAAGAAUUUAAUUUGAAUUUGAAUUUAUGAAUUUAUUUUUUUGAACUUGUAUAAAAGGGAAAAAAAAUGUUACUACUUGUACACACAAAGAAAAUACAAAUUAUUAAAAAAAAAAUAGAACAACAAAGAGCUAAGACACAACAGAAAAAAAAACAGUUCGAAAAAAAGGAGUGGGAAGAAGCAUGACACUUAUUUGAUGUCCCACCCCUUUUCAACUGCUCUUCAGCCCGUACCCACACAGAAUACUACAUAAUACACCUACAUACCACGCAUACACUUCACAAAUAUCCAAUCACAAAAACAAACAUACACCACAUGCAUAUCCCUGCAAACAUACCUAUAACAUGUAUAUAUAUACAUACUUACACUAAUAAUAAUAAUAAUUAUUUAUUUAAUAAUGAUAUACCAAGAAAGAAUUGGAUCUGAAAUCUGAACACAAAUGUAAAAUCCUUCUGUCACUGAUUUUUAUCUCAUGACUCAAAAUAAUGUGAUUGGUUUUGCAUCCAUAGAAUUGCAAACUAUUCACCACCAGUUCCUCCUCUGAAAUAAAGUUUAUGCAUGUAGCAAAUUAUA